Micropterus dolomieu (smallmouth bass) is the source of this 5130-nucleotide messenger RNA. It is a transcript of the gene jak2b, whose product is annotated as Janus kinase 2b. Gene Ontology annotation, molecular function: ATP binding; non-membrane spanning protein tyrosine kinase activity; histone binding. Gene Ontology annotation, biological process: cell surface receptor signaling pathway via JAK-STAT; hemopoiesis; cytokine-mediated signaling pathway. The transcript is spliced from 24 exons. Gene Ontology annotation, cellular component: membrane; cytosol; cytoskeleton. The coding region runs from base 573 to 3932 and encodes 1119 amino acids. NCBI's taxonomy places the organism in Eukaryota, Metazoa, Chordata, Actinopteri, Centrarchiformes, Centrarchidae. The record is from RefSeq and is a predicted model, not a curated record.
GAGAGGCAGGUUUGUUGACUGACUUGGGGCUGAGCUGUAGCUGCCACUGGGAAUCUAGCUGUUAGCUACCUUGUCAGAGUUAAAGCCAUUCAGAUAAGAUGUCAAUAAUGUAACUCUCGUCGUAAAGCUGUAGCCACAGGUUCUGGCACAAGAAGAGAAUCGCCUGCAGAUGUAUUCCGUUUUAUGGGAUAAAAAUUUGUAAGCGAGCACGACGUGGUUUUAGCGAGCAUUAUCUUAAUUUAAGAUUGACAAGAUAGACGGCUAAAGUUCCUCCGGAGUGAGAUGGGCAACGCUACGGUGACCAGCGGUAGCUUGUGUAGCAGGCUAGCCAGCUGUGUGCGGCAUGGAAAUAAGAAUAUUUCCAGAUAGAUUUAUACGACAAACUAAACUGUUAUUUAUUCGGGCAGUUGUUUGAGUACUGAUCUGAUCAGGGUCUGGGCGUAGCUGUCAAACUCUCGCUCGUCCUGGCUACGGCGCUGGCCUAGAAAGCUAGCAGCAACCUAGCUUGGUUAGCAGCACGUAUAACGUUACAGUCUACGGUCUGGCUCAUCCACCAAAGUUGCGUGUUGUUGAUGGCCUCCCUGCCAGCCAUGGACACUGUGACUGACACGUACCCUGUCGUGCACCAAAAUGGGACCGCCCAUCGGGAAUCUCCAGACACAAGGCCAGCUGCCGCUGUUUUGAGACUUCAUUUCUACCACAGUAGCCAAGGAGCGGCCGACUGCAGCUUCCUCAGCUACCCACCUGGGGACUAUGUGGCCGAGGAGUUGUGCAUAGAUGCAGCCAAGGCGUGCACUAUAUCACCUCUGUACUACAGCCUUUUCGGUCUCUUCCGAGAGCGAGACCGCUUGUGGUUUGCACCCAACCACAUCUUCCAGCUUGACGAAUCGGCUUCAGAAGACGUGUUUUUCAGAAUAAGGUACUACUUCCCUGGCUGGUACAGUGCCGGGGCAUCACGGGCAUAUCGAUAUGGGGUAGCCAAGGGCUCAGAAAGUACCGUCGUUGAUGACUUUGUAAUGUCAUACCUCUUCUCUCAGUGGAGGAAUGACUUUGUCAGCGGUUUGGUGAAGAUCCCCGACUCCCAUGAGACUCAGGAAGAGUGCCUCGGUAUGGCCGUGCUAGACAUGACGAGAACAGCCAAGGAGAGACAGAUGUCACCGCUGGACAUUUACCACACUAUAAGCUACAAGUCCUUCUUGCCAAAGGACGUGAGAGCUCAGAUCCAGGACUGCAACUUCUUGACACGCAAGCGGAUCCGCUUCCGCUUCAAGCGUUUCAUUCAGCAGUUCAGUCAGUGUCGGACGACAGUGCGCGACCUCAAGCUCAAGUACCUCAUCAGCAUGGAGUCCCUGGAGAAGACCUUCUACACAGAGACCUUCCAGGUCCGGGACCCGUCCAGCGGACAGCUCGUCAUCCUUGUGGCAGCGGACAGUGGCAUCCAGUGGUGUCGAGAGAAACUGAAAGAUACAGACCAGGAGCUGCAGACCUUGUGUGACUUCCCUGAUGUCACUGACAUCGGCAUUAAGCAGGCCAGCAAGGAGGGGGCCGCAGAGAGUCGGGUGGUCACCAUCAACAAACAGGAUGGCAAGAAUCUGGAGCUGGAGUUCCCCUGCCUCUCUGAAGCCCUCUCCUUUGUGUCCCUCAUUGAUGGCUACUAUCGGCUGACUACAGAUGCACAUCACUACCUUUGUAAAGAAGUGGCUCCUCCCAGGCUUGUGGAGGCCAUAGCUUGUCAUUGCCAUGGCCCCAUCUCAAUGGAAUUUGCCAUCAACCGGCUUCAGAAGUGUGGAAACAAGCGAGGAUUGUACAUUUUGAGAUGUAGCCCUAAAGAAUUCAACAAGUAUUUUCUGACUUUCCCCGUUGAGGUGUAUGAUGCUGUAGAAUACAAGCACUGCCUGAUAACCAGGUCUGCCAAUGGGGAGUUCAACCUCAGUGGAACCAAAAGAAACUUCAGCAGCUUGCAGGAACUACUCUGCUGCUACCAAAAGGAAACGGUGCGCUCUGACAGCGUCAUUUUCCAGUUUAGCAAGUGCUGUCCUCCUAAAUCCAAAGAAAAGUCCUGCCUCCUCGUGUGCAGGAGCAACAAGGGCUCCGAAGUGCCUCUUUCUCCGUCACUACACCGACACAACAUCAGUCAGAUGGUGUUUCACAAAAUCAGGAAAGAAGAUCUGGAAUUUAUGGAGAGUUUAGGCCAAGGGACAUUUACCAAGAUCUUCAAAGGGGUCCGCAAGGAGCUGGGAGACUAUGGACUGCACCAAACCGAAGUCGUCAUGAAAGUGCUGGACCAGGCCCACAGGAAUUACUCUGAGUCUUUCUUUGAAGCUGCCAGCAUGAUGAGCCAGUUGUCCCAUAAGCACCUGAUUCUUAACUAUGGCGUAUGUGUCUGCGGAGAAGAAAAUAUCAUGGUGCAGGAGUUUGUGAAGUUUGGUUCACUGGACACCUACCUGAAAAAGAACAAGAACUUGAUAAACAUCAUGUGGAAGCUGGAGGUGGCUAAGCAGCUGGCCUGGGCCAUGAACUUCCUGGAAGAAAAGCAUCUUGUUCACGGGAAUGUCUGUGCUAAAAACGUUCUUCUGAUCAGAGAGGAUGACCGGAGGGCUGGGAACCCCCCCUUCAUCAAACUGAGUGAUCCAGGCAUCAGCAUCACUGUCUUGCCCAAAGAGAUCCUGAUUGAGAGGAUCCCCUGGGUGUCCCCUGAGUGUAUCGAUGACCCUGCCAACCUGAGCGUGGCUGCAGACAAGUGGAGCUUUGGCACCACACUAUGGGAGAUCUGCAGCGGUGGGGAGAGACCUUUAGCAGCACUGGACAACUCUAAGAAAACUCUUUUCUACGAGGACCACCACCAGCUUCCUGCACCAAAGUGGACCGAACUGGCUAAUCUGAUCACCAGCUGCAUGGACUACGAGCCCACGUUCAGGCCCACAUUUCGUGCUGUGAUCCGUGACCUCCACAGCCUCUUCACACCAGACUAUGAGUUGAUCGUGGACAGUGAUAUCCUGCCAAACAGGACAGUGGGCUCUGCCUGGCCGACUGGGGGUUUUGAGACUCAGGAGCCGGCUCAGUUUGAAGAGAGACAUCUCAUAUUCUUACAGCUGCUGGGCAAGGGAAACUUUGGCAGCGUGGAGAUGUGUCGUUAUGACCCGCUUCAGGACAACACUGGAGAGGUCGUUGCCGUGAAGAAGCUCCAGCACAGCACUGCAGAGCACAUACGAGACUUCGAGCGAGAGAUCGAGAUCCUGAAAUCUCUGCAGCACGAGAACAUCGUCAAGUACAAAGGCGUCUGCUACAGUGCAGGACGUCGAAAUCUCCGUCUGGUCAUGGAAUAUCUGCCGUUUGGAAGUCUGCGGGAUUACCUCAUGAAAAACAAGGAGAGGAUCGACCACAAGAAGCUCGUGCAUUACACUUCUCAGAUCUGCAAGGGUAUGGAGUACCUAGCAAGCAAGCGGUAUAUCCACAGAGACCUCGCAACGCGAAACAUCCUUGUGGAGACUGAGCUGAGGGUGAAGAUCGGAGAUUUCGGCCUCACCAAAGUUCUGCCUCAGGAUAAAGAGUACUACAUGGUGAAAGAGCCAGGAGAGAGUCCCAUAUUCUGGUAUGCCCCGGAGUCGUUGACUGAGAGCAAGUUCUCUGUGGCGUCCGAUGUCUGGAGCUUUGGAGUGGUGCUCUAUGAGCUCUUCACCCACAGCGACAAAAACAGCAGCCCUCCUGCAGUUUUUAUGUCCAUGAUGGGAAACGACAAGCAGGGACAGCUGAUCGUCUAUCACCUCAUUGAGCUCCUCAAAUCAGGCAGCAGGCUGCCUCAACCUCUGGGGUGUCCCACCGAGAUACACGAGAUCAUGGAGGAGUGCUGGGACAACGACCCCGGCUUGCGUCCUUCUUUCAAGGAGCUCGCUCUGCGCAUCGACCUGUUCAGGGACAGCAAAGAGUUUUAAACGGAAGAAUCACCCAAAGUGCCCUGCUCCUCUUCAACUGAGUCGCUCUUAUCAUUGUUGCCCUGUUUUGUGGGAAAGGGACAAAGGCCAGACCGAGGUCCUCCUCCUGCUCAGUGCCACUGUGUGGCAAAGCCGAUUGUGACUAGAAAAGUGAUGGUUCGAAACUAGGACCAGCUCAAAAACUACUGCCAAGGUGCCUUUAAGCAAGGCAGUCAACCCUUAUUUCUGUGGUGGAGCGGCUUAGUGAUUAGCAGCAGAAUGGAAGUGGAGGCUUAGAUGCAAGGAACUGUUGAAGGAUGCAUGUCGCUGAAAGAGAGCACACCUGUUUGAUCAAACAUCCUGGAUAAAGUUUUGAAAAAAGCAUUUAUGGGAGACUGUGAGUAAACUAUUGCCAGGCCCAAAGCUAGAGAUGCUUGUGUCAAACAAGUUGUGUGUGUGCUUGUGAGAGAGAGAGAGUGUGUUGUGUCCAUACAAACAGCUAGCAGGACUAGCUCCCUCCAUCCCAUUUUCCCCUCACCUGAAGAGAAAUGGACUCGGAGCUUAGUGUUUUCUGUGUGUGUGUGUGUGUGUGUGUGUGUGUGUGUGUGUGUGUGUAUAUAUAUCUACAGUAUAUUUGUGUACAUAUGUCCAGAAAAAUUUUAUAAUUUUAUAAUAAUGAAAAUAUAGUAUAUACUAUAUUUGAACUACCAGCAAGAAGUCAGUGUAAAUGAAGUACAUACAAAGGUGAUUUAAAAAUUCGCUAUUGUGUUUUCAUUGUGAGAGGUGGUGUGAAAAUUAAAUAACAUUUUAAUUCAACAGCAUAUCCGUUAAGCAAAUUCUUGUGGUCUAUUGCUUUGAAGCUCCUCGAUAUUGUGAACUAGGACACCAAGACUUUUAAAAAAACAAAAUACUGUUUUGAAAUGAAAAUGUAAAGGGAAACAACAGGAAAAACGGAGAACACACUAUACAUAAUUGGAAACACAUUUUCUUAAAGUUUCUCAACAUUCAAAUCUGAAGCAUAAUGGACUGUUUCAUUGUGCUGUUUAAGACUAGAAACGUAGGGUGUAAAAGAGAAUACAUGUAUCUGUGACACAAGAAGGGGAGUGUAAUGUGUAUGUAUAUUUCAGAUACCAAUAAUGCUAAUGAGGAGUGUGCCUUUUCCCUCAUGAAAGCUUUAAUGCUAGAGCAAACUGGAUUAAAGGGAACUUCACAAACUACA